AUGAAAUUUGUAACUACAGCUGCUGCUUUGCUAGCCGUACUCGGUGGUGCUGAAGCAUUAGCCAUCAACCCACAAGAGCCAUUCAACUUGGUUGACAUUGAUAGAGAAAGUAAGCUAUUUUCCAAAGCUUCGAAGUACUUUAAUGAGCCCUUGGAGUCAUUGACGGAUGAAACAAAGAAAUUGUGGUCGGAUUUUGUUUUCCAGUCAGAUGCUUUCAAAGGCUUGAGAAUGACAGGAGGUAAAGCUAAGGUUAAUAAGCAAGAGUUUGACUUUCAUGUCAAGGAUCAAAAGAUGCCCAACUAUGGAUUGAGGAUUAAAGACCCAUCAGAGUUGGGACUCGAUACUGUCAAACAGUACUCCGGCUACUUGGACAUCCACGAUGAGGACAAGCACUUUUUCUUCUGGGCGUUUGAGAGUAGAAACGACCCAAAGAAUGACCCAGUGAUUUUGUGGAUGAACGGCGGACCGGGGUGUUCGUCAAGUAUGGGUCUCUUCUUUGAAUUGGGUCCAUCCUCAAUCAACAAGGAUUUAAAACCGGUUUAUAAUGCAUACGCUUGGAAUAAUAAUGCCACAGUCAUUUUCUUGGACCAACCCGCCAACACGGGAUACUCCUACACAUCAAAGCCAGUCUCAACCACUACUGCUGGAGGCAAAGAUGUUUACGCUUUUUUGGAAUUGUUUUUCAAACAGUUUCCUCAAUAUGCCAAGUUGGACUUCCACAUUGCUGCUGAAUCAUAUGGCGGUCAUUUUGCCCCUGUUUAUGCUAGUGAGAUUUUGAGCCACCCGGAACGUUCCUUCAACUUGACGUCAGUUUUGAUUGGUAACGGAUUGACAGACACCUUGGUUCAGUAUGAGUAUUUUCAACCAAUGGCUUGUGGCGAAGGUGAUGAACCAAGUGUUGUUGACCCGCAGCAGUGCCAAAUAAUGGAUGCUACAAAGCCACUGUGCUUAUCGUUAAUCAAACAGUGCUACGAGACAGAGUCGGUUUGGAGCUGUUUCCCUGCUACCGUUUAUUGCAACGAGGUACAAAUGGGUCCUUACCAAAGAGCUGGAUAUAACAUAUACGACGUUAGACUCAAGUGCGACGGUUCGCUGUUGUGUUAUGAAAACAUUGAGUAUAUUGACAUGUACUUGAACAAGCCUGAGGUUAUUGAAGCCGUUGGAGCUGAAGUUUCAAAACACGAGUCUUGUGACACUGGCAUUUACGCAAACUUUUUAUUCUCUGGAGAUUGGAUGAAGCCGUACUACAAGAAGGUGAUUGACGUGUUAGAAAAGGGAGUGCCAGUGUUGGUUUAUGCCGGUGAUAAGGAUUUCAUCUGCAACUGGUUGGGAAAUCAAGCGUGGACUGACAGGUUACAAUGGAGUGGUUCAAAAGGCUUUGCCAAGGCGCCAAUUAGAAAGUGGGAAGUAGAUGGCGAGCAUGCUGGAAACGUUAAGAAUUACGACAAAUUCACAUUCUUGAGAAUCUUUGGCGCCGGCCACAUGGUGCCAUACGACAAGCCAGAGAACUCACUCGACAUGGUCAACAGAUGGAUCAAUGGUGAUUACAAGUUGUAA
Lodderomyces margitis is the source of this 1557-nucleotide messenger RNA. RefSeq lists its product as uncharacterized. Gene Ontology annotation, molecular function: serine-type carboxypeptidase activity. Gene Ontology annotation, biological process: proteolysis. Gene Ontology annotation, cellular component: fungal-type vacuole. NCBI's taxonomy places the organism in Eukaryota, Fungi, Ascomycota, Pichiomycetes, Serinales, Debaryomycetaceae. The coding region runs from base 1 to 1557 and encodes 518 amino acids. The record is from RefSeq and is a predicted model, not a curated record. The transcript has a single exon.